Cotesia congregata is the source of this 360-nucleotide messenger RNA. Lineage: Eukaryota; Metazoa; Arthropoda; Insecta; Hymenoptera; Braconidae. The record is from the annotation of a GenBank genome assembly.
AUGACGAUGGACGUGAGUAAAUCGGAAACGAACAAAAACGGCUCGGCGCAGCAGGAGAUAUGCGCGGGAUGUCACAAAACCAUAACAGAAAGGUUCCUCCUGAAAGCCUUGGACCUACUGUGGCAUGAAGACUGUCUGAAGUGCAGUUGCUGUGAUUGCCGAUUAGGCGAAGUAGGAUCAACAUUAUAUACAAGAGCCAAUCUGUUACUUUGCAAAAGGGAUUACCUGAGGAUAUUCGGCCACGAGGGGCAUUGUUCGGCUUGUUCCAAAUCAAUACCGCCCUUCGAGAUGGUAAUGAGAGCUCGGACGAACGUUUACCACUUGGAGUGCUUUGCGUGCCAGCAGUGUAAUCAUCGGUAA